This is a messenger RNA of Asparagus officinalis (garden asparagus), 1465 nucleotides long. RefSeq names its product UV-B-induced protein At3g17800, chloroplastic-like. Bases 114 to 1337 code for a protein of 407 amino acids. NCBI's taxonomy places the organism in Eukaryota, Viridiplantae, Streptophyta, Magnoliopsida, Asparagales, Asparagaceae. The record is from RefSeq and is a predicted model, not a curated record. The transcript is spliced from 4 exons.
AUCCCAUUCUCCAUCGUGGACGUUUCAAGAUCUCCGAAAAAACCCUAACCCCCCAAUUUACAUCGAGCCUUCCCUUUUGAAAGUUUUUUUUCCAUAGAAAAGGUAAGAUUCUAAUGGAAGCCUCAACGGCUCUUCGAUCUGCGCCGAUUUCUCUCAAAUUUGGCGAUUGCGGUUCGAGAUCUUGCGUCGUCGCUGCUCGUCGGCGUAAUUUUUCUUCUGAUUCUAAAUCCAAUCUCUCCAGUGGAUUUCUAAAGGGCCGAUGCUCAAUCUCUUUAUUGAAGCAAGGGAAGAGGCAGUCAUCUCUUAUUACAUUUCAGAGGAAGUCUGGAAUUAGAGCAUCAUCUACAUCGUCUUCGGAUCAUUCUGAUUCUUCCUCUCCGAUUGCUCCGCUUCAAUUGGAGUCGCCAAUUGGCCAGUUCCUAUCUGAGAUACUCUACAGCCAUCCCCAUCUCCUUCCUGCUGCUGUUGACCAGCAACUUGAACAGCUUCAGUUGGAUCGAGAAGCCCAGAAGGAGCAAGAUGAACCACCUGCUUCCGACACUGACAUCGUUUUAUACAGGAGGAUCGCCGAGGUGAAGGCCAAUGAGAGGAAAAGAGCUUUAGAGGAGAUACUCUAUGCUUUGGUUGUUCAAAAAUUUGUGGAAGCCGGUGUUUCCUUGGUUCCCUCUUUAUCUCCAUCAUCUGGUCCAUCAGGGAAGGUGGAUCAGUGGCCAUCUGAGGAUGACAAGCUCAAAACCCUCCAUUCUCCAGAGGCUUACGAGAUGAUCAACAACCAUCUCUCCCUUAUCCUGGGCCAGCGCUUGGAUGAUCGAAUCUCUGUUGCCCCAAUUAGCAAGCUCAGGGUCGGGCAAGUAUAUGCAGCCUCUAUAAUGUACGGUUACUUCCUUAAGAGAGUGGAUCAGAGAUUCCAGCUUGAGAAGUCCAUGAAAACUCUGAAAGAAUCAAUGUCCGAUGAGUCUCAGCCCUCCGAUACAAAACCUCAUCCUGAAGUCUCUUCAUUGUCUUCUUCUCCGAGCCUUAGUGGGAUUGCUGACAGAAUCAAGCCAUGUAAAUUGAGAACUUAUGUCAUGUCAUUUGAUGCAGAAACACUUCAGAGUUAUGCAGCUAUAAGAUCGAAGGAAGCCCUUGGCAUCAUUGAGAAACAUACAGAGGCUUUGUUUGGAAGGCCAGAGAUUGCCAUCAGUCCUCAGGGGACCAUUGAUUCUUCCAAGGAUGAGAUCAUCAAGAUAAGCUUUGGUGGGCUCAAGAGACUCGUAUUAGAGGCUGUGACCUUUGGUUCUUUCUUAUGGGAUGUUGAGAGCUAUGUGGAUUCUAGGUAUCAUUUUGUUGCUAAUUAAGUACUGUUUAGUUCAGAUGUCGGUAAUAAGUUUGUUGCAAGGCUGUUGACUUAAGUAACUUCUGUAUGUGUAAAAUAUUUUGAAUAUUAAACACGGUAACUUAUUGCAAUAUGAUGAGUUGUUUUUCA